Messenger RNA from Zootermopsis nevadensis, 1667 nucleotides. The record is from RefSeq and is a predicted model, not a curated record. NCBI's taxonomy places the organism in Eukaryota, Metazoa, Arthropoda, Insecta, Blattodea, Termopsidae.
CAUCACCACUUCAGCCCUGAAGAUGGAGACAGUAUGUGAGACUCCAGAUUCUCAUGGCGACAAAUGUAAAGAGGGCAGUCUGCUGGAUUGUUACACCAGAGUCUGGAAGAGUAUCGACGUUUAUGAGGCACUUGCUGCCUCCAUCAUAAGCCGUGAAACAAACUCACGCAUUACGGGUUGGCCCGACUUAACCGGAGGAGCGCCGGAUUCAACCGAUUCUGUGCGCUUAGAAAAAGAACACACUGUAGAAUCUAUGCAUUUCAGAAAGUCGUUAAACGGGUCACAGAACAAUGAAGCCACAUGACCAGCCUUAUCCAGCAUGUUAUACAUCAGCUGAACACGCCCUGUUCUAAUCCUCUUUGAACAAAAUGACGACAUCAAAUAACUUAUGUCUGUUAUCAAUCUCCUUUUUCCUGUAUAACAAAAGCAGAUAAAACUCUUUCCAACUGAUAAGACGCAUUUCGAAAAUGUACUCGUAACAAAGAUACAUUGAUAUGCAAAUAAAUAUCACUUGACAAAUCUGAAGGACUGGCAUGUACUGGAACUUUCAACACAGGAAGAGAGAUGUGCAGUGAAGAUUACCCUAAGAAUUCUUCGCUGUAUCUCAUAAAAGGACAGAAGUCUAAAGAUAAUAUUAUAUGGAACUUCCGUCCACAUCAACAUUUUAAAUAGCAAUUACACAAUACUGUCAAACUGGAGAUGAAUAAAACUGUCGCAAACCUAAUUUGGUCUGGGAAUCAUUGCGUUUACCUUUAACAUUAAUUAACUGAAAAGAGUUGCGUUUGUCGUGGAGGGUGGUUUCACUCACGCGUAGUGCACAUGGCGGCGAUGCCAGGAAUCGAACAACGGUCGAUCAGCUGACUAACCGUGAGUACUUACUACAGAGAAGAAUAAGGAGUGAAGAAGAGUGAAGGAACAUAUUUAGAAUCCAAGGUAGUUCGUGUCAAUGUAAUCUUAAGUACAUGUCACGUCAUUUCUUGUGGCAUCGACAGUCCAAUUAUUUUAUCUUAUGAAAUAGUGUAAGAUCUCUUUGUCAGAUCAACAGAAUGUGGAAGACGGUAAGAGCGAUCUUGGUGGCUGUGUGCAUGGGGCUUCCUGUGACGUAUUGCGACUUGAAGUGCUAUUCCUGUCUGAUGGCUAAAGACGACCUGGACAGAUGGUGCUUGACAAACCCGACAGAAGCCCUCACCGUUAAUUGUCCGUAUAAUUACUGUUCCAUCAUACGGCACGAGCUCGCUGACAAAAAUGGCACACUGUUCUCUUUCUUUCGCGGCUGUUCAAGCGGCGGUGAAAACGAAGUGUUCGAAUCGGACGGAUUCAAGGUGUACAUCAGACUCUGCAGCAGCAACCUCUGCAACGACUGGGAUGGCAUUGUCGAGGACUCCAGUCUUCGAGAUGGCGUCUCUGAGGAGCACGACGUUCUGCCCUGAGAAGUAGAACAGCAUCCCCCCCCCCCUUGUGUUUACGUGUACCAAAUUUUAAAAAAAGUGAAAUUAAAUAUUCAACCCUUUGUAUGAUAUUCAUUAAUAUAAAAUUAUUCAACCAUUCAUUCUCGAAUAAAUUUAUUUGUGCAUUUUACUUAACUUGUAUGAUAAUCGAGUGGUGUCAGUAGAAAAAAAUUAACAGUCUAAACAAACUUGCAAUACCUGCAGGACAGGGCAGUUGUG